This is a messenger RNA of Penicillium alfredii, 375 nucleotides long. RefSeq lists its product as uncharacterized. Lineage: Eukaryota; Fungi; Ascomycota; Eurotiomycetes; Eurotiales; Aspergillaceae. The coding region runs from base 1 to 375 and encodes 124 amino acids. The transcript has a single exon. The record is from RefSeq and is a predicted model, not a curated record.
AUGAAAUUCAAUACCACCCUCGUCCUCCUUGGGGCUGCGGCGAUCUCAACCGCCGCCAGCAUCCUUAGUACGUUGUUCCCUUUCUCCUCAGAAUUGCUCCAUGAAUCUCACCAACACGCGCCAUCCCCAGAUCUGCAAAGCUCGAAUCUUGCACCUGAAAAUCCCCUGCGAGGCUUGCGGAUCGCUGGUUGGUCCCCAAUGGGUAUGGGACGGCAGGCGUGGCCUACCCGCAUGCAGCCCUACAUGUCGAGCGAGUGUGUCGGUAAAUUUCAAGAGACAACCGACAGAACCGAAAGAGAGCUGGGCCCGAUUCCAGGACCAGAUGACGCAGAAGCUUCCCACGAAUCGGGCCUCAAAAAAGUAUUUCAAGAAUAG